This is a messenger RNA of Lacerta agilis (Sand lizard), 801 nucleotides long. It is a transcript of the gene RASL10A, whose product is annotated as RAS like family 10 member A. The transcript is spliced from 3 exons. NCBI's taxonomy places the organism in Eukaryota, Metazoa, Chordata, Lepidosauria, Squamata, Lacertidae. Bases 90 to 731 code for a protein of 213 amino acids. The record is from RefSeq and is a predicted model, not a curated record. Gene Ontology annotation, molecular function: GTP binding; GTPase activity.
GAGGUCUCCGUGGAUUAAUACACUUCUCUCCUCCGAUCGCUUGCGGGGGACGGGAGUUUGGGAACUAUCCAAGGUCCUAAAAGAAGACGAUGGUGGAGACUCUGUCAGUGGCUGUCCUGGGAGCCCCGAAGGUGGGCAAAACGGCCAUUAUCCGUCAGUUCUUGCACCACGACUUUACAGAGACUUACAGCCCGACGGAGCGCCGCCGUACCUACCGGCCCUCAGUCAUUUUCAACGGGAACAUGUAUGACAUGAAGAUUAUGGAUGUCCCUUACUUGACGGCGUUCCCAGCAAACAGCUCUCAGCUUCCCCCAUCUUUUCCUCUCGCCCACCAGGAGUGGUCAGACCUGAAAUCCCGAGGGCUGCGAAACACUGAUGCCUACGUCCUGGUGUAUGAUAUCUGCAGCCCAGAAAGCUUCGAGUAUGUGAAAAUGAUCCGUCAGCAGAUCCAGGAGAACAGGGCGAGCAGCACUGGCGAAGCCCCCAUCAUUGUGGUGGGGAACAAGAGGGACCUGCAGCGCCAGCGCUUCUCCCCCCGCCGGGCCCUCUCUCUGCUGGUCAAGAAGAGCUGGAAAUGCGGCUACAUGGAGUGCUCUGCCAAGUUCAACUGGCACAUCUUCCUCCUCUUCAAGGAGCUCCUCUGCAGCGUCUUGGCCCGAGGCUGCAGGAACAACCACUCUGCCAUGCGCCUCCAGGGGGCGCUGCACAGGAACAGGUGCAGCCUGAUGUGAGGAGACCCUGCCGGCCACCAGGGGGCGUGCUCACAGAACAAUGGAAUUGUAGAGUCGGGAGGGUCGUCUA